AUGCCAACCAAACUAACAAAAGCAACUGGCGCUGAGCUGACCUAUCUCACACACCAUAGUGCAUUUCAGGAAUGUCUACAUAGAGAACUUAAAACUAUCAGAGAACGGAAGGUAACCACCCCAGAGCGUCGCAAGGUAGCUAUUGAAGUAAUAGCUAACCUCAUUGAUGAUGUACCCACGUUACUCAAGAAUGGACUUGACAUGCACAAGAAGAUGCCGCAGUGUCUUACGGUAACAGAGAAGCCUGAAGGAUGCUUUGCCAUUUCUAAAUCUAUCUUCGAGAAGAAGCUAAAGUCUUUGGUUGAUAUUCUGAUUGCUAUCAGCCACGACCUCCGCACGGAUCAGGACGGGAACGGUGGAAUGCAUAACCACUACAAAGCCUUGAAAAGGACCAAAGAACUGGUUUAG
Messenger RNA from Penicillium canescens, 408 nucleotides. RefSeq lists its product as uncharacterized. The record is from RefSeq and is a predicted model, not a curated record. Bases 1 to 408 code for a protein of 135 amino acids. The transcript has a single exon. Lineage: Eukaryota; Fungi; Ascomycota; Eurotiomycetes; Eurotiales; Aspergillaceae.